Molecule: messenger RNA, 1848 nt
Organism: Halteromyces radiatus
Lineage: Eukaryota; Fungi; Mucoromycota; Mucoromycetes; Mucorales; Cunninghamellaceae
Product: P-loop containing nucleoside triphosphate hydrolase protein
Exons: 6
Molecular function (GO): ATP binding; ATP hydrolysis activity
Source: RefSeq, a predicted model, not a curated record
CUUUCUUUCUUCAUACUUUUUAUUUCAUCAUAUUUAUUUAUUUUUUUUUAUUAACUGAAGAAAGAUGCCUUUACCACUUAGCAAAAUCCGAUCCAUUAAGAUGAUCAAUUUUAUUGAAACCAUCUUAUAUAUUCUUGAAAAUAUCACUGAAGAAAAGUUUUGGUUUGGUAUCUUUGGGGAACGUCUUACCAAGAUUUGUCAACGUUACUUUGGAAAUGAUUUCAUCAUGUUGGGUAUUCUAUUUUAUAUUGCUCCUAUUCUCAAAACCCAAUGGCAAACCUUGGUGGAUAUUUGUAUGGACAGAAUAUCUAAACGAUCCAAGACUGUUUCAGUACGUAUUUAUUAUCGAGAGGCUGCAUACAAUCCUAUCAAUAGUUUUAUCUUGAAGAAUACCGAACAACUUCCUGGUUUGUCUGAUGCCAUUGCUAUGUAUGAAUCGUCAAACUCCGAUGAUGAAGAUGAGCUACCAAAACUUGGAGUUUAUCCUCGCAAUAAUACAUCCAAUGAAAUUGAAUACAAAGGACACAAACUCACUGUCUCAAACUGCAAUGACGAUGAAGAAACUACUUGUAGUAACAAACCCUCUUAUUGGAACAUCUCCAUGGAAGCUUCCCCUGGUGAAUCCAUUGACACGUUGAAACAGUUCUUGCAAGAAUGGUGUGAUGAAUAUAAUAAUUCUGAAGAUAACACUAUCAAAAUCUUGCGUUGGGAUGGUUAUGAAAGUUGGGUUUACAAGGAUAGCAUUGAACCUCGUGCCUAUGAGUCUGUCAAUUUGCCUUAUGGUGUCAAAGAAAAUGUUUUGGCUGAUAUGCAAAGGUUCAUUAAGCGACGAGACUGGUAUCGUAGAAAGGGUAUUCCUCAUCGACGUGGUUUUCUACUCUAUGGUUCUCCAGGCACUGGCAAAUCUUCUUUGAUUCAAGCACUAGCUGGAAAAUUACAAUUCGAUCUUGCUAUGAUCAAGUUGAGUGAAGUACAUUCUGAUUCUGAUUUUAGUGAAAUGAUGAGAGUUAUUCCCAAGGACACCAUCAUGGUCCUUGAAGAUGUGGAUCAUUACGAUGAAACUGAUAAGGGUGAAAUGCACGUAACAAAAUCUGGUCUAUUGAAUGGUUUGGAUGGUAUCAAUGGCAAUGAUGGAGCAAUGAUCUUUAUGACUUGCAAUGAUAUCAACAAGUUAACACCUGCUCUGUUACGCCCUGGUAGAAUGGAUGUCAAACUUGAAUUAGGUUAUGCUGUACAUGAACAAGUAGAAGCCAUGUUUUGGAGAUUCUUUGGUGAUAAUGAUUAUGGCUAUGAAGACGACGACAAUACUUCAUCAACAGCUAAUGACUCACUGGCUUUGACAACCAAGAAAACUGAUAUGGAUGAAUUACCACCCACUCCUCCCAACGAUGACGAACAAGAGCGCAAGAUAUACCUCGAAAGCUGUUUGAAAAGGUUGUUGACCCUCAUUCCUGAAAAUCAAGUCACCACAGCCGAAUUGCAAAAUCUCUUUGUUACCUUGUUCUUAGAAACUCAAACCAACAAAAUGGAGGAAAAGGAUCUAUUGGAAGAGUUAUUUGAUCGUGUGCCUGCCUUUUUGGAACGUAUUCGAGAGGACCGAGAACAAGCUUUGAUACACAGUGGCAAGGAUAUCAAGAAGGAUGAAGAUUCUGACAAGGAUGAUGACUCUGACAAGGAGGAUGACGACUCUGACAAGAAGGAUGACGACUCUGACAACAAGGAUGAUGACUCUGACAAGAAGGAUGAUGACUCUGACAAGAAGGAUGAUGACUCUGACAAGAAGGAUGAUGAUUCUGACAAGAAGGAUGAUGAUUCUGACAAGAAGGAUGAUGACUCUGACAAGAAGGA